Botrytis sinoallii is the source of this 1206-nucleotide messenger RNA. RefSeq lists its product as uncharacterized. Lineage: Eukaryota; Fungi; Ascomycota; Leotiomycetes; Helotiales; Sclerotiniaceae. The transcript has 4 exons. The record is from RefSeq and is a predicted model, not a curated record. Gene Ontology annotation, molecular function: flavin adenine dinucleotide binding; oxidoreductase activity, acting on CH-OH group of donors. Bases 1 to 1206 code for a protein of 401 amino acids.
AUGGGAUUCUCUCGAAUUCCAGAUACUACUGUGGAAGAUGCAUCGGUCGAUGGAUUAGCUAUGAUAUACAGUACAGUUACCGAAGAUAGAAAACGAAAUUCCACUUUCCAUUCUUCUCUUCCGAGAGAAAUUGCUCUUGAGCGAGAAAAGCAUUUGACCAUGUAUACUGACACUACUGUACAUCGAAUUGAAUUUUCAAACGGCAAUGGAAUUCCUCGUGCGAAUAAGGUUAUCUUUGGAAGCACUGAUCCAACAUCUACGAAGAAUUUCGAGGCCAAAGUAAAGAAAGAAGUAAUUAUUUGCUCUGGUGCGCUGGGUUCGCCGCAAGUGUUGAUGUUGAGCGGCAUUGGUCCUCGUCAACAUCUCGAAGAACACAAUAUCAAAGUCAUCCACGACCUACCGGGAGUGGGUUCCAAUUUCGUAUGUACUCUCAACAUACCCAGGACAAAAGACUCACCAUUAUUAACCAUAACCCUCAGACCGAUCAUCCAAGUAUUCCAAAUCCCAAUUUCAGAAUGCAUUAUUCAAGUCGCUGUAUCCCCCUUAAAAGCCAUUCUCGAAUUCGUCCAAUAUCUUCUCUUUGGAACCGAUAUCAUGAGUUUACCAUCUCAAACACUCAGUUUGUUCAUCCGAUCUCAAUCUCUCAAUAAAGAUGCCAGCGGACCACACAUCAAAGAUUCCUUACCCCAGAAUAUCGAACCUAUUCCCACAGAAACAUCUCCUCUUCAUCCCUCAAAAUCCCAAAAUCUAGUCCCGGAUACCGAAUUAGUACCACUCGCCGUAAGCGCCAUGGACGAUAUAUCCUCACCCGCGCAUGCCUUUCCCGCCGUCGAUUUCGGCAUCUUUUCCAAUCCAAGCGAUAUGAUCCUCGCCCGACGCGCCGUCCAUCUCGCCCUUGCCUUCGGCAAAACCAUGCGCUCUGCCGGAUUUCCUCUCCUCCGUCCCGUCACCUUCUCAUCCGAGUCCCAAGAUCUCGAUUACGAAAUACGUUCCACUAUUCAUCGACAUGUCGCAUGGGUUCUGAAAGCCGAUGAAAAUGCUCCUGGGGUGGUAGAUAACGGAUUGCGUGUCCAUGGGGUGAAAGGUGUGAGAAUUGCAGAUGCGAGUGUUUUCCCUAAGAUUGUGAGUCAUCAUACUAUGGCUCCUGCGGCAAUGGUUGCGACAAGAUGUGCCGGUUUCGUGGUGGAUGCGCAGAAGUAUAGUUAA